AAGUGGUUACCGGAGCCCAUAGACAUCUACAACGUAAAUGCCGCCACCCACCUUGAGACAUGUUUAACUUUUAAAAGUACAACGGCUGCCCCGCCCUUCAAACCGAAACGCAUUACUGCUUCACGGCAGAAAUAAGUUGGUGGUGCCUACCCUUGCGGGCUCAUAAGACGUUCUACCACCGUCUAUCUGGACAAGUAUUUGCAUUGCUGCAAUUGCAAAACACAGAUAAUCAUUAUUCACAAAAAAUAAUGAAAACAACUGACAUUUUGAAUGAGAGACAUGUUGACGCAAAAUGAAUUAGAAUUUCAGACCGGUUUCACUGAUCGCGUCAUCGGUAGGCUACAAAUUUGGUAUCAAUGAACAACUACUAUAUUUUGUUGUUUUAAAUAGUUGUUGUAUGCUUUAGAUAUUUGCAUUUAAUACAAAUUCACGUGUAUGCAAGUGAACGUCGUUGAUAAGCGUGAACGGUGGAAGUAGGGCACAGUGUACAGACUGUGACACCGAUGAUGGCCAGUCCCGUCACUGUCCGCCAGUCCACUACUGGCAACUGAGUAGCGCGCAUGAUUUAAAACCUCUAUCAAGUUUCACUAAACUUAUAUCGGAAGAUUAAAAAAAAAACAAUAAAUUUUUAUUUAACGUUUUAGUUGAACGAACUCAUCUAGUAAAGUGAAAAUGCCAAUGGAGGUAUUUUAAAAAAGUAUACCGAGUGCUGACAACGGAGCUUUUUUAAGUUCACCAUAAAAAAAUAAAUUAAACUUUCACACAUAUUAUUUAUAAUUUAUAACUUGUAAAGAAAAAAGAACUUAAGAAAAAAGAAUUUAAGAAAAAAGAACUAAAGAAUAAAAUAAGAAGAAAGAAGAAAACAUGGAACUGCAAAUGGAUGUAAACGGAAACCCUUAUGUGGUUUGGGGGGAGCACAAAAUUCAAUUGGAACGAGAACCAGUAACCGAUGAAGCAUUAUUGGAAAAAGCAGAAAAAGAACUAAGAGAAACUCCUGAGAUCGUAGAGAAAGCUGUGGCUGAUCUCAGAACACUUUUAAAAGGAGAGAAGAAUCUGUUUGUACCAUACGAAAAUGACGAUUUUCUUAUAAGAUUUCUACGACCCUGUAAAUUUUAUCCAGAGAGUGCUUUCAAAAGAAUUAAAGCAUAUUAUAAAUUUAAAAUAUCCUAUCCUGAAUACUGCCGCGACCUUUUGCCGUCUGCUACACGAGAUGUCUUUAAGCACUCCAUAAUGUCAGCUCUUUCGCCGAGAGAUCAAAAUGGCUGCCGUAUUCUAGCGGUAGAAUCUGGAGAGAGGUGGAAUCCUCGCGAGGUAUCUCUGAGGGACAUGUUUAGAGUUAUACAAAUGGGUUUGGUUGGUGCGAUAUCAGAGCCACGCACACAGAUCUGCGGUAUUGUAUCAAUCUUGGAUAUGAAAGGCUUAUCGUUCUCCCACGUCAUGCAAUUUACUCCAUCUUAUGCCAAAAUGGUCCUGGAGUGGCUUCAGGAUUGCGUACCGAUUCGUCUUAAGGCUGUUCAUAUUAUAAACCAGCCGUACAUAUUCAACAUGCUAUUCGCAAUAUUCAAGCCGUUUAUCAGGGAAAAGCUUCGGGGGCGAAUAUAUCUUCAUGGGUCCAAUUUGGCGUCUUUACGCGAGCACAUUGAUCCUGAAGCAUUGCGAAAGCGACACGGAGGCUACCUACCAGAGCCAGAAAUAGAUGGGGAGGUAUUAUGGAAGAUGAUGUGUUUUCACGAAAAAGAUUUUGAACUGGCCAAUUCAUACGGAUACACAGCGAACAAUAAUAACAACAAAUAAGAUAAAAAUGUUUAGGUUUGUAUGAGGAUUUGUUUUUAUUUGGUGGUACAUAUUUAAUUUUUAGCGUAAUAUUUCAUGACUUUGUUAAUUAUUUUUUUAGUUACUAGGUUUAACACAUACAAAUAUACGUUAAGUUACUUUU
This is a messenger RNA of Bombyx mori (domestic silkworm), 1936 nucleotides long. RefSeq names its product alpha-tocopherol transfer protein-like. The record is from RefSeq and is a predicted model, not a curated record. Gene Ontology annotation, cellular component: membrane. Bases 865 to 1794 code for a protein of 309 amino acids. Gene Ontology annotation, molecular function: phosphatidylinositol bisphosphate binding. The transcript is spliced from 6 exons. NCBI's taxonomy places the organism in Eukaryota, Metazoa, Arthropoda, Insecta, Lepidoptera, Bombycidae.